AGGUCUGAUCCCAAAUCUAUGAACACCCACCCCUUCAUCUCGUUCCAUUGCUCGCCCAACCAUCGCUUCGAUCCAACCGGCGGCGGCCGGCGGCCAGCGCGAUCGGGCACCCUCCCGGCCCGGCGGCCCCCUAUGCCCUGAACGCGAAAUCCGAAGCCUGACGCGCCGGUUUCGCCAUCCGCCACCAUGGCCUCCAUGGAGCCCUUCAACCGGCUGGUGAGGCUGGCGGCGCGCGCCUUCUACGACGACAUAUCCAUGAAGGGCGACAACCAGCCCAAGACCUCCCGCGGGGAUAACCGCGGCAUGGCCGUCGUCGUCCUCGACGCGCUCACCAGACGGCAGUGGGUCAGGGAGGAAGAUUUGGCUAAAGCGCUGAAGCUCCACUCGAAACAGCUGCGGCGCAUUCUCCGCUUCUUUGAAGAGGAGAAACUAGUCACAAGGGAUCACAGGAAGGAGUCUGCAAAAGGAGCAAAAGCACAUAAUGUUGCGGCUGCUGCAGCUUCCAGCGAGGGUCCACCAGUCACUAAGGAGGGAGAGGAAAAAAUAAAGAUUCACACACAUUCAUACUGUUGCUUGGAUUAUGCUCAGAUUUGUGAUGUUGUAAGGUACCGCAUUCACCGCAUGAAGAAAAAAUUGAAGGAUGAAUUGGACAGCAGAAAUACAAUUCAACACUACAUAUGUCCUAGCUGUAAUAAAAGAUAUUCAGCCUUUGAUGCAUUGCAAUUGGUAAGCUACACGGAUGAGUACUUCCAUUGUGAAACCUGCAACGGUGAACUGGUUGCAGAGAGUGACAAGCUUGCUUCUGAGGAAAUGGGAGAUGGCGAUGACAAUGUUAGAAAGCGUAGGCGUGAGAAAUUGAAGGACAUGCAACAAAGAAUUGAAGAGCAAUUGAAGCCAUUGGUGGCACAACUUGAAAGAGUGAAGAAUCUACCUGCUCCUGAGUUUGGGAGUCUGCAGACAUGGGAAAGAGCAAAUAUUGGUGCUUUUGCAAAUGGUGACCCUAGUGCAGCUGAUUCAUCUAGGAACUCACAAGGGCAGUAUGGUACGCCAAUGCCUUACAUGGGUGAGACAAUGAUAAAACUUACAGAGCUGAAUCAGUUCACAGUUGUACCUUUGGUUGAAGUUGUAGUUGAUGGUGAGAAAGAAGCUGGUACUGAAUCGGGAAAAAAUGGUUCGGACAUGAAAGUCUUACCUCCAUGGAUGAUCAAAGAUGGCAUGAAUCUUACAAAGGAACAAAGAGGAGAGACCAGCAAGGAAUCAAAAUUUGAUGAAAAAUCAGAAGCCAAGGAUGACAAAAAACAGGACUCGAAAGAUGAUCAAAUUAUACAGGAGGAAUACAUAAAGGCUUAUUAUGAGGCCUUGAGGAAAAAGCAGGAAGCGGAAGAAGCAAAGAGGAGAAUGCAGCAAGAAGGUGAGACUUUUGUCUCUGAUUCUCAAUCUGAACGCCAGGUGGGCAAGAAAUACAAGCGGGAGGAUGAAGAUGAAGGUAUUGAAUGGGAAGAGCAGCAACCUACAGGGAAUGCAACCGAGCAAUACAAAUUGGCAGAUUUAAAUGCGGAGGCUCAAGAAUCUGGUGAUGAUGAAGAUGAAGUUGAGUGGGAAGAUGGUUAAUACUUGCCGGUGGCCCCCAGCUCCCUCCGGGAUUUUGUUGAAAUAGUUCAAUCCCAGCACGUGACCGAUGGGGGAUCUUCUGUGGAUAUUCUCUGCGGAUUACACAGCAAAGAAAAAUGUUGACAGCACUGCACUAAUGAGUUUGAUUCUGUUGCGCUUAAUGAUGAAAAACUUGUUCAAGUGAAAGGCCAGCUCCUAUGGAUUUUCAGUUGAAGGAUGUGCAAAAUAUAUUCCUAUAUUCGAGGAGGAAAUGAACAUUUUUUCCCUGUAAUUCUGAAGAGCUGCGAACUAUUAUUUUGUGGAUGAUUUUACAUGCCAGCAAAAGAAAUUACAAAGUUCUGAGAGUUAAAUGGGCAGAUGCAGAUCCAAAUUCUAAACUGUGCUUCAUUACGCUGCGUCCUACCAUCGAAGAAUCAUAACAGAUUGAACAUAAGUUGUGUUAACUACUUUAUUAAGAGUAAAAUAUUAUUCUAUACCUA
Molecule: messenger RNA, 2090 nt
Organism: Panicum virgatum (switchgrass)
Lineage: Eukaryota; Viridiplantae; Streptophyta; Magnoliopsida; Poales; Poaceae
Product: transcription initiation factor IIE subunit alpha-like
Exons: 11
Coding region: 187-1611 (474 amino acids)
Biological process (GO): transcription initiation at RNA polymerase II promoter; transcription open complex formation at RNA polymerase II promoter
Cellular component (GO): transcription factor TFIIE complex
Source: RefSeq, a predicted model, not a curated record